UAUCGUAAUGGGUUCAGCAGGUGGAGCCCUAAUCCUGAAAUGAGAUGAACGUGAGAUUGACAGAGCCGCUCAAAAACAGCUCCGCUUCAAGUUAGCUUCAACAAUGAGAUAGUUAGACAGAUGAAGUCAACAAGUCUCGCUUACUUUUUAGUCUUGUCUUCAAUUAUAGACGCGCAUCGCUGAGGCGUGUGUCAGUGUAUGUGUGAGAGAGAAGUUAACCAUCUUUUUUAGAGUUGUCAAGAUAUUUCAUUAGCCUGUAUCAACAACCUUUUUGUCAAGUGUGCUGUUGGACCAUUCAAGAGGAACACAUGAAUCGCAAAAUUGGUGCACAUGUUGCUCACUUGUUGCAUUUUAUUCGCUAAUUAAUAUCAGUGUGGAAGACUUCAUUCGUCAAGAUGGUAGAAAACGGAUCGCAAAAGUGUCAGAUAGCCUAGUGACUGAGAUGGACCUAUAGAAUCUGGAACUGAAAUAGAGACAGAUGGACCUGAAAUAAGUGUUUCGACAGUGACAGUGGAUGUGCAAGUUCCUUGCUAGGCUUAGUCACCACUCCGGACAGAGUGGCCCAUGGACCUGCGUACCCAGAGGUUGGUGCGUCCCGAGCCUGACUCGGUUAUGCUGGCACCCCACCACUCCCUCUUCCUGGGAGCAUUCUCAGCCCAGGACUCCCAGAAGCACCUGCCACAGCACAUCCACUACGAGUAUGACAUGGAGCAGAGUCGCCAGGAGAAAGAGCAGGACAAGAGACAGGAACUGCAGCAGCUGAUGUAUAAGGAUAAGAGUGAGCAAAGUGCUGUGGCCAGUCCCCUGGUGAAACAGAAACUCAGAAGCCAAAUCCUGAAGAGGACGGAGCAGGCCGCCCUGGAGACGACCGCCUCCAACCCCACCAGAAACACGCCCAGGAGUUACAGGGAACUGGCCCCAGAUCCUGACAUGCCCCCAAAGCCUCACAUGGUGACCCCUGUUGUCCAUCAUCCACCAUGUGACCAACGCAAGGACACGCCCCUCAGAAGAACAGUCUGUUGUCCCCACUUGCUUCAAGAUGUCCACCAUUGUUCCUGUACCCAAGAAAGCGAAGCUUCUGAUCCCCUCCUGAAGGUGAGAAGUAAACUGAAGAAGCACAUCAACUCCAGGCAGAACCCUCUCCAACGCAAGACCAGCACCCCGCCCACAAUCAAGCCUAGAAUGCCGGAUACUCUGGACUCCUCCCCCAGCAGCAGCACAUGUAGCACUCCAGUGUCUGGGUGCAGCUCGCCCAAUGACAGCCUUCUCUCGGACAGCCCACUUACUACCGGACUAACCCACGUGGCUCAGAGGUUGCUACUCCAGGAUGGUACGCUGGCCCACUUCAUGGUGCCCUGCUCCACCGCACUGCCGAGCAUCAGCACCGGGCUUCCUGGCCAUGGUGAUUGGGAAACGGGUAGUUAUCAGAGGGUGGCCAGGGUACUGCCCCAGGUCUACCUGCCCAUGGAGAGACACAGUGCUGCCCACCAUCACCUGCAGCCCAUGUUCAUCCUGGAGCCCUCAGGACUGCUGCAUACACAGCUAGUCACUGUGCGAGGUCUGAACCCAGGCCUUAUCCAGUACCCCUCCUCCAGACUGGAAGGCCUGGCCACCUUGGGUCCCCACAGGCCCCUGGGUCGGACCCGGUCUGAGCCCCCACUGCACUCUCACCAGCAGCACCAGCUACUGCAGCAGAACCACAAUCUGCUGCUGGAGAGACUCAAACAAAACACACACCUGGACCAGCCUCGUCUCACACAGAUCUCCUCGGAGGACAUGGACCCAGCGGAGAUCAGGUUAGGGGAGGAGGAUGGAUACCAGAGAAGUAGACAGAGUAGAACCAGCAGCUCUGAGUCAAUGUGGGACACAGAGUAUACAUCCUCACGAGACAGCCAUGGGGAACAUAUCAGGAAAUACACACCUCUGGUGAAUCAGUCAUUCCAUUGGGAGCAGUCCAGGCACCUUCAGGUCCUGACAGAAAGGCACAGACCGGUGACCUACCUGGACCCCCUGGGUGUGCCUGUGGUUCUUGGCCCUUCCCACCGCCCCCUUGGCCGCGCAAAGUCCUCCCCUACCUCCACCUCUCUUCCCCCUCCUCCGCAGCCCACAGACACCCCGCUGUCUCUAGCCAGCACUGGUCCAGAGACCCCCACCAAGCUACAAUUCACCACUGGUCUGGUGUAUGACUCUCAGAUGCUAAAGCACCAGUGCACCUGUGGCGACAACAGCCGACACCCAGAGCAUGCUGGGAGAAUCCAGAGCAUCUGGUCCAGAUUGCAAGAAAGUGGCCUCAGGAACCAGUGUGAGUGUAUCUGUAGCAGGAAGGCCUCUCUGGAGGAGCUUCAGUCUGUCCACUCCGAGAAGCACGUCCUGCUGUAUGGCACCAACCUACUCCAUCGUCUCAAACUGGACAACCGCAAGCUGGCUGGGAUCUUAUCUCAAAGGAUGCGUGUGAUGCUACGAUGUGGAGGAGUUGGGGUGGACAAUGAUACGAUCUGGAACGAGAUGCACACAUCAACGGCGUCUCGCUUGGCAGCAGGCAGCGUGACGGAGCUUGCACUCAGGGUGACACAGGGAGAGCUGAAGAAUGGCUUUGCAGUGGUGAGGCCCCCUGGACAUCAUGCAGCCCACUCUACCCCCUUGGGUUUCUGCUUCUUCAACUCCGUGGCCAUCGCAGCCAAGCAGCUCCAGCACAAACUCGGCGUCAGCAAGAUCCUCAUUGUGGACUGGGAUGUUCACCAUGGGAACGGUACCCAGUCGGUCUUCUACAACGACCCCAGCGUGCUGUACAUCUCCCUGCAUCGCUAUGACAACGGCAAAUUCUUCCCCGGUAGCGGGGACCCAGCUGAGGUGGGAGUAGGAGCAGGUGAGGGCUUCAAUGUCAACGUGGCGUGGACGGGAGGCUUGGACCCCCCCAUGGGCGACGCAGAAUACCUAGCAGCAUUCAGGACUGUGGUGAUGCCGAUUGCCUAUGAGUUCUGUCCUGACGUGGUGCUGGUCUCAUCUGGUUUCGAUGCCGUCGAGGGACAUCUGGCGCCACUGGGGGGCUACAAAGUGUCAGCCAAGUGUUUUGGUUUUCUAACACGGCAGCUGAUGGGGCUGGCAGGGGGACGGGUUGUCAUGGCGCUGGAGGGGGGUCACGAGCUCACGGCCAUCUGCGAUGCCUCUGAGGCCUGUGUCAGGGCCCUGCUGGGCAUCCAGGAACCCCUGUCUGAAGCAGUCCUAGAGAGGAGACCCUGUCCCAAUGCUGUCCUCUCUCUGCAGAGAGUCAUCCAGGCCCAGGGUGAGUACUGGCGGUCGUUGAGGGUGGUGGCCCACACAGUGGAUCAGUCAUACAUGCAGGCCCAAGGACACAGUCUGAGACGUGGCUCAGAGGACCACAAUGACACCGUCUCUGCCCUGGCCUCUCUCUCCAUGGCCAGCCUCACCACAAACAGGACACAACCAGAUGAACUUAUGGAGGGGGACAGAGACUCCAUGUAGACAAGUGCACUUUCCGACAAACCUUACACACACACACACACAUACACACACACACACACACACACACUGUGAUCCACUCAGUCCUGCUUUACUUGACCAGAAUCCACUGUCUCCAGUUGACACUGUACAGACCAUAUCCUGCCCACUAUAGGCAAACUGAGUAGCUUCCGUCUCUCACACUCUUACACCUCAUCAGAACACAGUUCUACUGGCCUUACUACGACCACUCGCUUGAUUCGACCGCAUCUCAACCGCACACUGAUAACACAUCCCAUUAACAGGGUACAGGAGGACCAAGAGAGAGGAGAAUGAACACUGUCUUCAUGACAUGCCUCUGCAUGCCUCCCUCGUGUGUAACAUUGUGAACUGUGAGGACACAGAAGGAGAGGAGUAGCAGACCUGAGCAUAAACUGGAGGGGGGAAAGAUAUACCAUUAUAAACACCACCGGGGGGGAGGGGUUGAGGCUUGAACUUGUAGCGUGAAGUGACUUGACAAAGACCAGCUACAUGACUGGCUGUAAGCAGAGUCUCUCUGGGGAAGUGAGCUUCUUGUUUAGCCUUCGGUCACAGGUUACCACUGCACAUCGCCAGGCCGACAGAACCGAAUCACACAGAGAAGUAGGAAGUAGUCCCACGUCCCCACAGAAGUUACUAUGAAGGAGAACAGACAUCGCCCCCUCAGCGGGGGGACACAUUUCUUAUUGAUGAUGUCAUUUCAAUUUAUGUGACGCCAACAAAAUGAAGAAAAAGAAAGAAGACUGGGAAUUUUGUUCGGACUUUUUUUCACUGUGUAUUUUGUCAUGUGAACCAAAGAGAGAAUGACAGAAUGGACCUGCGAUUGACAAUCAAACAUGUAUAUUAUCAUACUCAUGUUUUUAAGCUGAUUUAAAUAUUGUAAGUUUGAUUUAUUGCGUAUUGUAUAUCAAAUGUCAAUACAUAAUGGUCAUGUUUUUUAAGUAGCAAAUAGAGAAGGCCUAGAACCCUGUGAUUCAGAAAUUUUCUAGUUGUUUUUCUUCCAAUGCAAAUGUGGGGUGUAAGACUCCCUCUCAGACAGCACUUAAGGAAAAAAUGAAGGUAUUAUUUAUAUCUCAAGUUGAUGACAUCCUCAUUCUUUGUCAUUCGAAUGAUAACAUUUAUUAGGAAAUGAAUCCAAUGACUCACUGUGACAAUUCAGGAAAUCAAUUGUUAGUGAGAGAGGAGUCAGAUUAAACAGAGUCAGAUUAAACAUUCCAAAUGUGUUUCAGGCAAGGACACACACACCGCCAUACGGUCCUACUCUACUCUCGGCCACUCACAAAGUGUUUAUGCAUGUGUAUGUAAAUCACCGCAUUUACAUGUUGUCAGCAGGGUAUUUCAACGUAAUGAAGGUCAAAUAUAACUAAUGUUGCUAGGUUCAAGGCAGAUUAUUAACACAGUUGAACUGACUUCAUAGUCUUAAACUCUGACUGGCACUUAAAAGCUGUCUGUUGACUUCACGGGACUCAAACAAAUCACAAAUGCACUUACAAUGUCUUAAAUGUUGGGAUUGUGUUUUAGUAAAAUUACACAUUUUUUACAUGUCUAUUCCACUCUGACAAUGCCUUUUUUUAAAUUGUUGUUCUGUUGUGAUUUCACAAAUACCAGUUUUUUAACAUGUGGAUUUAUUGACUUGCCUGUUGUAUUUUGUAUCUUUGAUAGGCUGUAUUUUUUAAUUCUUAGUUUUCUACUAUGAAAGACAAGUGAACAAGGAUUUGUUCAUAUCAGAUUAUCUACCACUCGAUUUACAAAAAAAAGUCAGGUAUUUUUGUUCCUGGACCAUACUGCAGUUAGCAUAUAACAUUUGAAGUUAGCACUUAGUUGUUGGAGUCAGCUUGUUAAGUUCUACAUACUAUAGUCAGUCAGCUUGUUAAGCUAGCUGACUAUAGUAUGUAGAACAAUUGAGCACAGGUUGAGAGAAGACAAAAGUUAAAAGCCUUCUGUGAACAGCAUCCCAUUCGUAAAGUGGUAUGGCCUCUGAACACAACUUCAAAGACUUUUGUGAAUUCCUGAUUGUAUUUGUAUUUAAACAGAGGUUUUUGUUCUUAAUAUUUAAAAAAUAUGGAUUAAAAAACUGCUUACAUUUCUUGUUAGCACUUUCCAUUAAAUAACGAUUUAUUUGUUACCCAUGUAAUGUUAUUGCAGUGCCUUGCUUAUGUAUCGUGUUAACAAAAUAUAUUUAUCUCACAGUGCUACAGAUUAAUUUGUACUAUAAUGUUGUAUUGUUCCAGUACUUUUUGGUGCUUUAUAAUAUACAUUAUAGAACCAAUACUUUACAUGAAAAGACCCUGCAAGAGGUAUAUGGUAUUUGACAUUGACAUGGUGAAAAGGUGAUUAUUGAUAAUGAAACAAUACAUUUGACUAUGAUUAUGUGGAACAAAAUGGCCACCAUGUAUUAUUCAUUUUCUUUCAGAAUGAUUCUGUGUUAUAUUUUAUCCUGCUUUAGGUUUAUUUCUGCUUUAAUUAAGUACUUUUGAGAACCCUGUUAUCUGUUUUCCUCAAUAAAAGGGAAAUAGAGUUUUCUCAGCAUA
Messenger RNA from Oncorhynchus tshawytscha (Chinook salmon), 6029 nucleotides. Its product is annotated as histone deacetylase 7-like. NCBI's taxonomy places the organism in Eukaryota, Metazoa, Chordata, Actinopteri, Salmoniformes, Salmonidae. The transcript is spliced from 26 exons. The record is from RefSeq and is a predicted model, not a curated record. Gene Ontology annotation, molecular function: histone deacetylase activity. Gene Ontology annotation, cellular component: histone deacetylase complex. Gene Ontology annotation, biological process: chromatin organization; negative regulation of transcription by RNA polymerase II. The coding region runs from base 565 to 3483 and encodes 972 amino acids.